Messenger RNA from Symbiodinium sp. CCMP2456, 1683 nucleotides. Lineage: Eukaryota; Dinophyceae; Suessiales; Symbiodiniaceae. The record is from the annotation of a GenBank genome assembly.
AUGACUGCUUGCUGCUGCCCCGACAAGGUCUUGCAACUCUUGCGGAGCCCUCGGGGUGGUAGUCGCCGGCCUUCUCAAUUCCUGUCGCAAGCGAUUAAGAGACGAGUGCUGAGAGAACGCGCGGGCACACAGGACAUUCAUACCUUGCUGCUGUGUCCAGAUCCAGCUCGACGCCUCAGCAAUUGUUACCACUCUGCAGUCCCCUUGGGGGCAGGGGGAUUCGGGCAAGUCUUCCGAAUGGAACACAACUUGACCGGAGAGAUACGAGCGAUCAAGCUCAUCCGCAAACCUGAAGAAAUCGAGGAGUUGCAGCGGAUCUUGAACGAAGUUUGUGCACUUCUUCAAUUGGACCACCCUAACAUUGCAAAGCUUUAUGAGUAUUUUGAGGACCGCAAGGCCAUCUAUGUGGUCACUGAGAUAUGUACAGGCGGCAACUUGGGUGACCUCGACCCACUCGUGGAUGACAUUGAUGAAAUUCGACUUCUGUUCCGUGAUGUCACGCGAGCAGUGGCGUACUGCCACUCUGAAGGCAUCGCGCACAGGGACCUGAAGUUCGAAAACUGCUUGCUUACGGAAUGCCGGGGCAGGCGGACAGGUCGCAUGGCGAAGGUCAUAGACUUCGGCCUUGCUAACAUGAAGCGGGCCGGAAGCACAGCAAACUCUUGGAUGAACGAGGUAGUGGGUACCCUAUAUUUUCUAGCGCCGGAGGUGUUAAAAAGUCACAAUCCCUUGUACAGCUAUGGCUUCGAGUGUGACCUUUGGUCGCUCGGGGUCAUGAUUUUCUUUGUUCUGACCAAUGAGCACCCCUUUUGCAACUCCGCCUCGGGGCCUGAAGACGCCUACCAGCGCAUUACCCGGGGCCCCCUACGCGCGUCGUAUUUAAAGGCCGCCGGGGUCUCCGAGGAUGCCGAGCGCCUCGUGAAGCUGCUGCUGGCCAAGGAGCCGCUAAAUCGCUUAAAUGCCCAGGAGGCUCUCAGUGAAGCCUGGCUCCAGUCUCCCGAGGGACUCAGCGAUGUGGAGAGCGAGAGUUCCAACUCGCCCUUCCACCUGCCGGCCAAAGCUGAUAAGCUCAAGUGUCUUCUAGAGCGUAUCCUGUCCUAUUCGAAGUUCUCCCGUUUCGAACGUGCCCUCCUGACCGUCGCUGCACACGAGGCGAACGGUAAAGAUGUCGAGGAACUCACUUCGGUGUUCACAGCCCUCGACUCUUCCAAUUCUGGCUGGAUCACUCGAGAUACCUUUCGCUCUGCUCUGGCAUCGGCGGGCCUGCGUAUCCGAAGCCCGGAAGAGGAUGAUGUUCUCAGCGCCUUAGACCCUGACAUGGACGAGAAGAUCCAGUACACGGACUGGGUCGCGGCAACAAUGAAACCAACACAGAUCACAUCGGACAAGAGCGUUGAGGAAUUGUUCAGCUUCUUCGACUUUCGAGGCAAAGGCCAGAUAACGCUAGACGAUUUGAGCCAAGUUCUGGGCCAAGAGAUGGCAUGUCACGUGGCCAUACAGGCGAAUGCUGACGAGGAAGGCAUAGUCUCAAAGAAGAGCUUCAGAACCUUCAUCCUAAAUGCCAUGGCGAAGCUUGAACUUCAAGUUCAACAAGACCACAAAUCACGGUGUACAGUUGCAAGUGAGGUUCCCGACAGUCCUGAGGUUCUGGCCCCAAGGGGCCGCCCAUGCAUACCGUCUUGA